Molecule: messenger RNA, 543 nt
Organism: Capronia epimyces CBS 606.96
Lineage: Eukaryota; Fungi; Ascomycota; Eurotiomycetes; Chaetothyriales; Herpotrichiellaceae
Exons: 2
Coding region: 1-543 (180 amino acids)
Source: RefSeq, a predicted model, not a curated record
AUGUCUUCGAACGAGAGCCCUUCCACCCUCCAGUCAGCUAUUGACACUGCUACCGGCUAUGUUCAGUCUGGCAUUGCCGCCGUGACUGGCAACACCACCGACCAAGCCAAAGCAGACCAAUACAAGAACAAGGGCGCCGACGAAGCCGACCUCUCACAUGCUGCCGCCAAAGCAGGCCCUUUCACUGUCAGCUCCACUGGGGUUCCUGCCAAAGACAGCAGCGACCGGACGCAAGGUCAAUGGGAUCAGACCGUUGGUAGCGCCAAGGAGACCAUCGGCAACCUCAUUGGCAAUGAAAACCUAAAGCACCAAGGCCGCGAACAGAACGCACAAGGCCAAGGUCAAGAGGCUAAAGGCCAGCUCAAUGACCUUGGAAAGGGUGUCAGCGAUCGCAUCCAGGGUUCUCUCGGCAGUGCUGUUGCGGGUCUGACUGGCGAUCGCGAGGAACAAGCCAAAUACAACGAGAUUCAUGACGAGGGAAAGACCAGACAGCGUGGAGUCGAAGUCGAUUUGGACAAACAAGCGUCUGCUGAGCGGAAGUAG